AUGGCGGCGGAAGCACCGGCGAGUCCAGGAGGAGGAAGCCACGAGAGCGGAGACCAAAGUCCUCGUUCAAAUUCUAAUGCUCGUGAACAAGACAGGUUUUUACCGAUCGCGAAUAUUAGUAGGAUUAUGAAGAAAGCGCUUCCUGCUAAUGGAAAGAUUGCUAAGGAUGCUAAAGAGACUAUCCAAGAAUGUGUUUCUGAGUUUAUUAGCUUUAUUACUAGCGAAGCAAGUGAUAAGUGUCAGAGAGAGAAGAGAAAGACGGUUAAUGGAGAUGAUUUGCUUUGGGCUAUGACUACUUUAGGAUUUGAGGAUUAUAUUGAUCCUCUUAAGAUUUACCUGUCUCGAUACAGAGAGGUGAUUGGUGAUACCAAGGGAUCUGCAAAGGCUGGAGAUACAUCUGCUAAAGAGGUUGUUCGGCCUAGUCCAAAUGCGCAGAUAUCUCAUCAAGGUUCUUUCUCACAAGGUGUUAGUUAUGCAAAUCCUCAAUCGCAGGCUAAGCACCUGAUGGUUCCCAUGCAAAGCAAUGAGUAG
Molecule: messenger RNA, 531 nt
Organism: Dovyalis caffra
Lineage: Eukaryota; Viridiplantae; Streptophyta; Magnoliopsida; Malpighiales; Salicaceae
Source: the annotation of a GenBank genome assembly